Messenger RNA from Rhizophagus irregularis DAOM 181602=DAOM 197198, 336 nucleotides. The record is from RefSeq and is a predicted model, not a curated record. Lineage: Eukaryota; Fungi; Glomeromycota; Glomeromycetes; Glomerales; Glomeraceae.
AUGCGGAUCACCGGUCAGAAAAAUUACCGAAAAACGAAUUACCCUACCCUCAAUUUUGAAGUUGUUGGUGAAGAGGCGUCUGGUCGAGUUGAUUAUGCAAUCAAAAAAAUCAUAGAUGUCGUUAAUGAAGAGCUGGUAGCUAUAACUGAGGGUAAACAAAAGGAUUUUGUGGCGGGUUUCGUAACAAAACGUACUAAUGCUUCCCAUCAUACAAAUACAAGAAAGAAGAAGCGUUCGAUGAUUUCGACUAUCUAUAUGAAUUCGUUACCACAAGUAGGUUCGAUAUGGCUUCUUGGUAGAAAAGUAAUUGGGAUUUUGUUAGAAAUUGGGCUUUGA